CCAACAGAGAAAAAAAAAAUACCUUGAGAAUAAAGGUAAUGAUUAAUCUAUAAGGCACAAAAAGAAUCGUUUUGGGGAUUUCAGAUUCUAACUUGCUAAGUCAGAUAAACAGCCGUGGACAGGGGAUGACAAUUUCACCAGAAGAGGAUUAAGUCACGGGCUCUAAUUGGGACAGCGUUUGCACAGUCAGAGGACCUCACCAGACAUCUCCAGGAACCUGUGAGCAGUUGUCAAAACUUCCAUUUUCACGUGCGAGUGAAGUAGGGACCAGAAGAAGUGGGUACUGGUGGCGAGAGUGAUCCUUGGAGAAACCUCACGAUGCAGCCUGGGAAGGGAAGAAAGGGGAAAAGCUUCAAGCAAAGGCUGGUCUUGAAGAGCAGCUUAGCUAAAGAAACCAUCUCUGAGUUCUUGGGCACCUUCAUAAUGAUUGUCCUUGGCUGCGGCUCUGUUGCCCAGGCUAUCCUCAGUCGAGGACACUUUGGAGGAAUUGUCACUAUCAAUGUUGGAUUUGCCAUGGCAGUGGUAAUGGCCAUUUACGUGACCGGAGGUGUCUCUGGUGGCCACAUCAACCCAGCUGUGUCUUUUGCAAUGUGUCUCUUUGGACGAAUGAAAUGGUUCAAAUUUCCUUUUUAUGUGGGAGCUCAGUUCUUGGGAGCCUUUGCAGGAGCUGCAGUCCUCUUUGGCAUUUACUAUGAUGGACUUAUGGCCUUUGCCGGUGGAAAACUGCUCAUCGUGGGGGAAAAUGCAACAGCCCACAUUUUUGCAACGUACCCCGCUCCAUAUCUGUCUCUGACAAAUGCGUUUGCAGACCAGGUAGUGGCCACCAUGUUCCUCCUCAUGAUUGUCUUCGCCAUUUUUGACUCCAGAAACUUGGGAGUCCCCAAAGGACUAGAGCCCAUUGUCAUCGGCCUGCUGAUUAUUGCCAUUGCUUCUUCCUUGGGACUGAACAGUGGCUGUGCCAUGAACCCAGCUCGAGACCUGAGUCCCAGACUGUUCACUGCUUUGGCAGGAUGGGGGUUUGAGGUCUUCACAGCUGGAAAUAACUUCUGGUGGAUUCCGGUAGUGGGCCCUUUGGUUGGUGCUGUGAUUGGAGGCCUCAUCUAUGUUCUUGUCAUUGAAAUCCACCACCCGGAUCCUGACCCAGACUUCGAGACAGAACCAUCUGAGGACAAACCAGAUAAAUAUGAACUUAGUGUGAUAAUGUAGUCGUGUGCUCAGGUUGGGUUUACAAUGGGCUGCACUAGUAUUCUCAUCAGAAAAGAUGGCAUCCAGGUGUCUGUGUUUUCAUAAGAGUAGGAUGGAAUCCAGCCAAUUUUCUCUGCUAGCCAUGUGAGGCACAUAAUUGUAAACGCAUUCAAGUCAAAGUUGGCAAAUGCUGACCUCUUCUUCACCGGUUUCCCCCAGAAUAGCACUGACUGUCCCCUGAAAUAGCCUUAUCUCCUGCUCUAUUUGUUUCAUCCUUUGAUGGGAAUCCUUAUUACUAGGCGAGCACCGAUAACUUAGAACCUUGACCGUGGACUUAUUUGGAUGAUCUCAGCUGCACUACCCAUAUGUAAUAGCAUUAUGAAAGCUUUGUUUUUCCGCAAAGAUUAUGUUUUGAGUAUCAACCAAAACUAAAUUGAAAGACAAAACAGUGAUUUCAGUUAAUAUAACCAUGAAUUAGGGAGCCAGUAGGUCAACUGUGCGGUUACAUUCUGCCACUAUAUUUGUGUAAAUACAGAUACUCCUCAAACCUAGGGAUAUGCGAAACAGUAGAAUACAGCUAGAAAGCACAGGGGAAGGACACUGUGGCAUUCAGAAACCUCAGGAGACAAGAUAAAUUUGGGAAACCAAAUGGAAUUUUUUAAUGGAAACCAUUUAUCAGAUUAAUCUCUUGCUCUUUGCAUUUUAGAGGGCGCCAAUUAAUUUUCUUGUCUUUAGUAUAUAAUAACCUAAAAUACAGCCGUAACCUCAGUCAUGAAAAUUACAUCACCCUAUAUUUUUAACUCAAAUGCAUUUUCCUAAUUGUCCACUUGAGGACAGACAUUUGACAAGUUAAGUCAAUGGCUGCACUCAUCCAUUAUUCUACCCGUGCCCUAGAAGCCAAAACAGGAAGCCAUGGGAUCCUGGUCUAGUGGAAUCUUCAGGAGAGAAGGACCCCAGAAAGAUAGUGUUACCUUAUUGGGCUUUACCAUUCACAAAAACACUUUCCCGUUUAUUAUCUCACUUAAUCCUCAUAUUGACUGUCCAAGGUAAAUGCGGUGCUGCCCAUUUAUUCAGACAAGGAAACAAAGUCUCAGGGAAGUUGAGUGAGUUGCCUAAGGUCACAUGGAAAGUCGAACCUCAUCUAAUGCAUCCUACACCUUUCAGAAGAUCAAUAACUAGUCAAGAAUCUCGGCCAGCCCUCCUUGGCUGGCCAGAAGACAUGGCGCUGGCAGCGGCCAGAAUGUGUCCACCUUCUGGAUAUAAUGUUCCUGGGACCCUAAAAUAUAAAGACCUUCAUCGUGUGGUUUUA
This is a messenger RNA of Lontra canadensis (Northern American river otter), 2494 nucleotides long. It is a transcript of the gene AQP9, whose product is annotated as aquaporin 9. Bases 319 to 1206 code for a protein of 295 amino acids. NCBI's taxonomy places the organism in Eukaryota, Metazoa, Chordata, Mammalia, Carnivora, Mustelidae. The transcript has 6 exons. Gene Ontology annotation, biological process: water transport; glycerol transmembrane transport. Gene Ontology annotation, cellular component: plasma membrane; basolateral plasma membrane. The record is from RefSeq and is a predicted model, not a curated record. Gene Ontology annotation, molecular function: urea transmembrane transporter activity; glycerol channel activity; water channel activity.